Molecule: messenger RNA, 863 nt
Organism: Salvelinus sp. IW2-2015
Lineage: Eukaryota; Metazoa; Chordata; Actinopteri; Salmoniformes; Salmonidae
Source: RefSeq, a predicted model, not a curated record
AUGAAGAGCUCCCUGCUUGGCCAAGGCUCUGGACCUGCUCAGUGGCCCAACACCAGCAGGACAGUGGAGGCUGUGCCACAAACACCCUGGUGGCAAGACGGUGCUUGGAAACCGGGUCAACAGGUGGGCUACAUUCCUGGGGGACUACAGGAGAAUCAGAACCAUGGUGCUGGUCAGCCCAAACCUGAAUACCCACACAAGGUUGCAACUGUUCCAGGCCUUGACACAGUGGUACAACAAACAGAUAUCCUCCAUGUAGAGAGUGACUCUGCACCAGACCAGAGGGAGGAGUCAGGCCCCUCCCACCCUGCAGUCAGGAGCACAGCUGCCAGCCCCAUCAACCAGCAGCACCUACCAGCUUCCAGAGGGAGGAGUCAGGCCCCUCCUACCCUGCAGUCAGGAGCACCGCUGACAGACCCAUCAACCAGCAGCACCUACCAGCUUCCAGAGGACAGAACGGGGCAGGCGACACAGCGUGGCAGAGCAGCCACUGCCMCCUCUACCGUCACCCAGUCUGCCUACCACCUCCCUCCCUAUUUCUCCAGUCUCCCAAGACCUACCCUCGACCUGCACUCCUCUACCUCCCUCCUGCUGGUGGACCCAAGGUCUCCAGGACCACCGAAUGGAGGAGGAAGAGGUUGUAGUCUGGGAAUAAAGUCAGGGCUCACAAGCCGUACGAAGGAGACAACUGCUCUAAAUGUGGCAAACACAAAACUUGUGAAUUUGGACACAGUGUGUAUGGAACUGUGAGAUUCUGUGCUGCUAACUCUGGUGGUCAAACGGUGGAGGAGUGGCUGGCAGCAUGGUGUUAGCCAGGCCCAGUAAGCUGGCACUGAUGAGGUCCGCAGCAUGGUGUUAGCCAG